Hyaloscypha bicolor E is the source of this 1068-nucleotide messenger RNA. Its product is annotated as frataxin. Gene Ontology annotation, cellular component: mitochondrion. The transcript is spliced from 2 exons. NCBI's taxonomy places the organism in Eukaryota, Fungi, Ascomycota, Leotiomycetes, Helotiales, Hyaloscyphaceae. The record is from RefSeq and is a predicted model, not a curated record. Gene Ontology annotation, molecular function: ferroxidase activity; iron chaperone activity; ferric iron binding. Bases 111 to 773 code for a protein of 220 amino acids. Gene Ontology annotation, biological process: iron incorporation into metallo-sulfur cluster; intracellular iron ion homeostasis.
GAGACUUUCCCAAGCAACAUCCGACCAGCACCAGCAUAAAAGCCGUCAAAUCCAUCUCAGCCAUCGUAUUUCAACCAAGUCACUCAUUCUACGAUACAAUCUCUGCAAUAAUGACACGCGGUGCACUCUCCAAGCUUGUCCGGAGCUCCAGCAUGAGCAUCAGACCAUUGCCAUCUCGAAGCUCUUUUACAGCUCUCAGAGCCUCAAUGUUCCGUCCAGCUGUCGUGUCAAUUUUUGCACAUGGACCCCGAGCAAGCUCUAGCCAAGCCCCCAGGUUCUUCUCAACAACAAGACCUUCCCUUAAAGGUCUGUCGCCGGAAACCGAGAAUCCGCAGCCCACACCGAGAGAAGCAGAGAGUAACGUGUCAGAAUCAGCAUCCGGGCCCGCGGACAUCACAAUUGAACGAUUCCACGAACUGGCAGAUACAUAUCUGGAGGUUUUGAUUGAGAAGCUGGAGAUGCUGCAGGAAGAGACCGAGGAAGUCGAUGUUGAGUACAGCGCGGGUGUCCUCACCCUCUCCUUCCCGCCCAACGGCACAUACGUGAUCAACAAGCAACCGCCCAACAGGCAGAUCUGGCUCUCAUCACCCAAAACAGGCCCCAAACGCUUCGACUACGUGAUGUUAAGUGAGGGGCAAGACGCCAAGGAAGGGACAGGAAGGGCAGAUUGGGUGUACCUUCGCGAUGGAAGUACACUGACGGAUUUGUUGCAAGUGGAGAUUGGCGUCGAUAUGGAGCAUCCCUAUGCUCCAGUUUCGCAUAGAGGGGACUGAGGGGUGGAUAUUAUGCCAUAAGAAGAAUUACGUGAAGUCGGGAAUGGAGUGAACGAUGCUGGUAUCGAGCAGGCGGCAGACGAAGGAGUUCGGAGUUGUACGUGUGUGGCACGAAUUUGGGUCUUUUGAUAGAUCAGGUAAAGAAAGAUGACUAGUAUGAGGCCACUCUCCUCUUGAUCCUUCCUCUUUGUGGUUCAGCCUUCCAUAAACUAGUUGGGCUGUAAAUCGCUUCAAUGAAGCAUCAUAACGUGACUGGUUUUAUCCCCCUCCCGCAGAUCUUGAAAGAAAAUGAAUC